AUGGCCAUUGGUAAGUGAGUUAGAGACAACUGAUAUAAGGGGAUGAUGUAUGUCCUCUUUUACUCUUUUAUAUAUCGACCGGGGUUUCGCAAUGGUUGUAACUUCAGUAAUAUGAUUUUAAGAUUUUUGUAUUUUAUUAUCAGAAAAAGAUUCAAUUUAUAUCUUCAUGAAUUAAGCUUAUAAAUGACAUCGGCCAAUUCAACUUAUCUUUUACUUUAAUAUUAAAAAAAGACUUUAAUAUAAAUAAGAUGUUAUAAAUUAGGUUUACAUAUCUGAUUAAUUUUUAUAUUUUUGUUACAGAACGCGGAUGCACAUGUAUACCAACAAAUUUUUAAAUUGCAUGUUUGUGGAUGCAUUUAAUUGCAGGUUAGAAGUUAGUUUGGACAAAUUUACUAUUGCAGACUUAGCAAAACUUAAACAGUAAGUUUCUCAAGAUUUAUUUACAAAUAUUUAGUAACAGCUAUUUAGAAAAUUUCUAAAACAUUUUCUUGGAAUUUCGAAAUAUAGUUAAAAAUCAUAUACAGUAAGGUUAGGUUGAGAGCACUUAAUAGCAUUUAGAUUUGCCACACAAUUAAUGCUCACUACUCUUUUUUACUAGUGAAAUUACCAAACUUAAUAUGGUAUACCUAGGAAACCAGUUGAUGGAUGAUAUUAAUAAUGUAAACAUUUAUUUCAACUAAAUCUAUUUGUGGAAAUUUUUAUUUAGUUUGUUAUUUGAAAAUCAAAUACAUAUUAGUAUAAUAUUAUAUGAUAUUGAUAGAUGUAUACAUAAUAUAAAUUAUAACUUAAUUGUAAAAUUAUAUACUUUCAUAAACAAAAAACAUGAUAAAGUGCAGAUUAACAGUUUAAAGGUUAGUUGUUAAAUUAUGUACAUGUUUAUUUCUAAGAAAAUAAUUCUGGGUUAAUUUAAAAAAAAAUAAACAAAAACAAAAACAAACACACUAUAGUUAUUCCAAUUAGUAAUUAAAACAUUGUCAAUUUCAUAAUUUUUUUUUUUGUAUUUCAUAUGUUAUAGAGAAGUACGUAAUAAAAAACUAAAAGAUGCCUCUUCAAAAAUUAUAAGAAAAAAAACUGUUGCUUUAAAAGAAACCAACCAUUCAAAAGAUGAUGCUAUUUUAGAAAAUGAUAUAAUUAUUAGCAAUGAUGAAGUAGAUGGUGAUUUAGAAGUAAUCAGCAAUGAAGAAGUAGUCAGUAGUUCAAAAGAAUUAAGCGCUGUAAAAGAAAUAAGUGCUUUAAAAGAAGUUAGCGCUAUAAAAGAAAGUAGCACUUUAAAGGAAGGUUGUGUUUUGAAAGAAGGUAGCACUUUAAAAGAAAAAAUUGUUACAAAUAAAGUUAAUGGUUUCAAAAUACCUGACCUUACAAAAAAAGUUAAUCUUUUAAAUAAAUCCAGCCCUGUAAACAAAAUGAAAACUCCCAAGAAACCCUCUAGUUAUUCUUGGAAAGUAAAAUUGUUUCCAAAAUACAAAUCUUCUGCUAAACCAAAAUCAGCUACAAACCCAAACUCUCCUUUGAAGCCAAGAUCACUUCCAAAAACAAGAUGUUUAGAUGAACCCAGCUCGUCAGAAACUAGCCAUAAAAAAAUCAAGUUGAAUGAUAAAAAAAAAAACAGCCCUUUGAAAAUGAUUAUUUCUAGAGAGGUAGAGACUGGCGAAUUUAAGCCACUAUUAUUUAAUAAUAAGUUAAAUACUAAAAAUAAUCCUAAGAAAACAUCAAGUCCUAAACCAUCUACUAGUAAGUGUAAUGAUUCUAAUACUAACACUGAUACUAAUAGUGAAAAACCAGCAAAUCCUUCAUCAAGUUUAGUUAACAAAGUUAGAAUUUGUGACAUUCGUAAAUUGAUUGAUGCAUCAAAAUAUGAAGAUUAUGAUGAAUUAUGGUUGGACAAAAAACGUACAACAAAUGGAACGAAGAAGACAGGCAGUUCUAAUAAUUUACCUGCUUUACUUCCAAUGAUAAAAGGGCAUUUACCAUUAGUUGUAAUAGAAAAUCUGUAUACAAAAUAUUUUAACAAGGCUGUACAAAAUACUAUUGUUAUUAUUGCCAAUAUAUUGAACAUAAUGAAGAUUUCAAAUAAACAUCACAAAGCUCGAAUGGAUGGGUCAUUUAAAAAGAAAACAGAAUGUGAAAAGCUAAAUGAAAGAUGGGAUGCUAAUAGACAACAUACGAGACAUAAAAAUGUUCUGGAAAGUAAACUGAAGAUGAAUUUUACAAGAGUAGUACAAUCUUUUGAAGAAUCUGAUUUUGAAACAAUAUUUCAAAUGUUUUUCUUAGCUAUCCUUCACUUUUUAGAUCAGUCUAAAUUAAAAAAAAGUUGCAUUAUCAAGAAUUUAAUACUUCUAUUAUGGAAUAGCCUAAAAUAUAGUGGCUAUGAACAUCCCAAAGUUUUCACAGUGUUGAAAUCAAAAUUUUUCCGCUCUAACUGCAUAGAUUUAAAUCGUCUAAUUAAAAACAGUAAAGAUACUGGAAUAACUGACCGAUUGGCCUUGUUUUUUGUGUCAAAUGUGGAUAGCUGUAAUUACUUUAAAGCAGUUAUUGAUGCAGUAACUAGUAAUACUAAUGAAGAACUGGAAAUAUUAAUAGAUGAAGCUUCAGUCCAAUGUCGUCUAAAUUCAACAUUUAAGGAUCACAUCGUUAAUUCCCCAUCAGUUACAAUGAAUUAUGUUGCUCAUAAAUCAAAUCUUGUACCUAAUCAAACUAUUGCCAGAUCUAUUAAUACUAUUGUUCCAUCUAUAAUCACUUCUGUUACAUCUAUAAUCACUACUGUUACAUCUACAAGCACUACUGUUACAUCUACAAUCACUUCUGUUCCAUCUAUAAUCACUAGUGUUACAUCUACAAUCACUUCUGUUCCAUCUAUAAUCAUUAAUGUUCCAUCUACAAUCACUUCUGUUCCAUCUAUAAUCACUAGUGUUCCAUCUACAAUCACUUCUGUUCCAUCUAUAAUCACUAGUGUUCCAUCUACAAUCACUUCUGUUCCUUCAUCUGUAACUUCCUUAUCUCAUCCUAGCUCAGUUCAUAAAACAGCAAAACAAAUGGUGAUACCCAAAGCGCCUACUACUUCAAGUUUCCAGUAAGUUAAAAUUGUAUCAAAUUAAAUUAAUAGUACUAAGUAUAAUCAAAUAGAUUGGCCGAUACCACUAAUCACUAAUAUCUGACCGUGAAACUUGUAUAUAAAGUACAGUUACACGACUAUAAAAAGUGUGCAUUAUAGAUAAGUGUUCGUAAUAGACUGGUAUGGGAAGUAGCAUUGCAAAAAAAAAAACAAACGGACAUACUUCACACGAUUGGUGGGCCACUGUAGUAGGUGAGAAAUUGGAAGGUAGAGGGGAAAUUUAAUGUACAUCUUUACGGAACAAUUAAUAAUUGCUUAUGAAAAACGAAAUUGAGCAGAGUUUGGAUGAAUAUAUCUUGAAAAUCCGUAAUAUUUACGAUUUGAAAAUAAUAUUUCGACAUGGUCAUUUUGACGUGAGAGAAUAGCACAUGGCACAUUUCGACGCAUUUUCUUUUUUUAAAAUUAUUAUUAAAUAUAAAACUUAAUAAAUGAACAAAUAUAAUAAAUUAAUAACAAAUAAAUGUACUAUACAUGUAUUUAUAAUAGCCUUUUAUAAUAAUCGUAUUUUUUAUACAGGCUGUCCCACGAAGAUAUACCCCUUGAAUAUCUACGGGGAUAAUAAAGAUAAUACAAUUUUGAUUUUUUUGUUAUCUCGUAACGCGGUUAUGUUAUUUCCUAGACAAAAAUCGGUUUCACACGAAUUUGUAAAAUUCAAAAACAGCUAUUACUUAGAAACUUUUCAUCAAAUAUAAAUGCGUGAUUAUAAUUUUCAGAAAAAUAAACUCUACAGAAUGGUUAUCUUCAAAUUGUCCGUAAAUAGUAGAAUAAAAAGUUAAUUUUUAAAAUUUGUUUGCUAAAAAAAAAAAUUAAUUCAAAAAUAAAUAUUCAUCCCUGUGUAUAUAUAUAAAUACAAUCAUUAGAAAUAUCUAAAAUAUUAUUACAUAUAUAUAUAUAUAUUUAUGUUAAAAAAUAAAUUUUCAUUUUGCGUUUUGUACGUAAUUUUUUUUCGGUAGGUACUCUGUGGUAAAAUUGUUAGACUUAACAAAAAUGUUGACAAUUUAACAGUUUCAAUAAAUCUUACUUUAUGGUUAAAAAUUAAAAAAAUUGAGUUUAACGUAGUAUUUGUUUUUAUAAAGGAAUUUUUAUAUUACAAUUUGACGAAAAUUUUUUGAGUAAAAAAUUAUGUUGAACAAAUCUAAUUUUUUUUUUUCAAAUAUAUGUGUAUUGCCGAUUUAAGAAAUAUGGUAACGUCAGAUUGAGCGGAAAAAACUGGGAUAAAAUGUCGGAAAAACGGAAAAUGUACGAAAUGUAGGUAUUAGUAAAAAAAUAUUAUGGCCUAUUUUUGUUUGUGUACAACUCUUCUGUCAGCAAUUUUGCUCCGAUUUACAAUGAUGGAACUUUUUCUAAAAAGAAAUCUGAUUGGGAAGGUACUUUAAGGAGGUCAUUUUUCGAUUUUUACAAAAUUUUCCUAAGCAAAUGUCAUAAUCCGGGAAAAAACAUGGGAAAACCAGGAAAAACAGAAAAAUCGAUACAACAUUAAGCAAAUAUUAUGAAAGAAAAUAUAUAAUGUCUAUUUAAUUAUUUCACUUUUAACUGAAUUGCCCUCAGAAUCGUUUUUUUGUUAGCAAUGGUUAAACGUUGCUUACAGGUAUACAUUAAAUUCCCGUCUAUAUCCUACCUUCCUACCUACAACUAGUGGCUCUACUCACGUGCAAAGUAUGUUCGUCCUUUUUUUAAGUGUACUUUAUUUGUUUUUGUGUUUUCAGAGUACCGAAAAUGAAUAGUACCAGUAUAGAACAAAAAACUCUAACCUCAGAACCUAAACUAAACAUUAUAGGAUCCUCAAAUGUUAUUUUAACCCCAUUUGUUGCUAUCCAACAAUUCAAUUCUGGUAAUAAUAAUACAACUGUUCAAAGACCUGAUGACAACACACAAUACUAUUUAGUUAAAAUUCCAGCUGACCAAAUGAAAACAAAUCCUCAAAAUGCUAAUACAAUUAGAAUUGCACAACCUCUAGAAGUUAUUUCGUAUAAGGUAUGUAUAAUUUUUUAGUUCCUAUAAUAAUAUUCAAUAUGUUAUCAAACAAUAUAAUUAUAUCAUAAUUGAUUUAUUGUUCAUGCUUAAUUAAAAACUGGCGCUUAAAUAAUGAGACAUAAGUAAUGUCACUAUGCCUCUCAUUAAUAUUGUUCAUUAUUUUAGUAAAUUAGCAUAAUCCAUAUAUAACAUAAAUAUAUAUAUAUUUAUGAUUUGCUUAAUUGAAUAAAAGUACAGUUCUUUUUGUAUUUAUUUAACUUCUGCAAGUAUUAAAUUAAAUAUUUAGGUUUUUCUAGUGAUUUGUGUUGUUUUGUGUUACUAAACCAAAUUUUAUAAUUAUCUUCCAUUUUUUUUUUUUUUUAAAUAUCCUAAUCUAACUGAUUUUUUGGGCAACUCUAAAAUUAUUACUUACUUAGCUAAAAGUAAUUAUAAUUUUUUUUUUACAUGACGUAUUAUUUAAAAUGAUAAAGCAUUAUUUUUAGCAAUAUCAUAAUAUAAAUUAAGUAUAAAAUGCAUACAAAUAAAUUAAAUAUUCUAUUACUCUUAAAUUACUUUUAAAAAUUAAAUUUAACGCAAUUUCCUUAUUCCACUUCUGCUUCUAUCUCAACUUCCAAUUAACCUUUUUACCUUUUUGACAGUUUCAAGUUAAAUUCAUAUACUGUAUGAUAAAAAAAAGGUCUUUGUAUAACAGACCAUAAAAUAGGUGUUUAUUUUUUUUUUGUUAUUUUUGACAUUUUAAAAUAUUUAAUAAUAAAAUCAAAAAAUGAGAAAUUGGUUUGGCUAUUGUUUGUGUAAUGAAGCUAUCUACAAGUGUGGGUAUAGUGUCCACUUAAUUUUUUUAAUUCAAGCUAUCAAAAAAUGCUGUUAUAGCAUCCUCAUAAUUUGUUUUAUUUAUAUUUAAUUUGUAUACACUAUAGAAAUAUUUAAUGAUUUUUAGAUUUUUAGUGUAACAAAGAAUUUAUUGCUUUUACUAUGAUAAAUUAUGUUUGAAAUUUUGAUAAUCAAUGAUCACUUUAAACAAAUUGUUUAGCAUUCUUGUAAAAGUAAAUAUUAUUUUAUUAUCUCUUCAAUGGAUAAAUAUUUUCUAUCUUUUUCACACGGUGUUAGACCCAACAAACUUAUGAUAGAAUAUGUGGAAGAUUUAUUCCAUAUAUUAUAAUUAUGUCUAUAAUAUAAUCUCCUGAUUAAAUGAUCUAUCCAUUUCUUUAUUAUUAAUGCUAAGAUCUUGCUAUAGACUAUAUAGAUAAUACAAUUUAUAUAUAUGAGUAUUCUAAUGUUGUAAUUUUGAUCAAAAUUUGUUUCAGUGUAGCGUACCAAAUUGUACCAACAAUGCAACAAUAAUAUGUAGUACUUGUUUCUCGGUGAAAUAUUGUUCCCGUAUUUGUCAAGUAAGAAUAAUUUUUUUUAUAAAUAUUACUGGGACAGCUAAUCUAUGUAUAUCAAUAUUGAAUAUGUAUACUGUGUCUUUUGGCAACCUACAAAGUGGACAGUCCGUUUAAUAAAGUUGUUUAUAUAUAGUUGUUAUAUGUUCCAUUUAAUUGGGUACACUCAUUAUCUCGGAAACUAUUAACUUUUUUUGGGAUUUGUUUUCUAGAAUAUUUAAAAAACAAGCAGCUCUACAAUUUUAUAUUUAUAUUAUAUUUUGUCACCCUUAAUUUUGAGGGUAAAACCACUAUCUACUUUCGAUUUUAAAAUGGCAACCUAUAUUAAAAUAGACGAAGAAUUUGUUAAAAUAAAUUUGAGUGUUGAAAUUUUUGAUUUCUGUCAAGCCAUUUACGAGAUAUUCCACUUUUAAGUUUAAGUUGGAGGAGAAUAAUGGAGUAUCAUUUGUGUGGCGGUACGACGCAUGGCGUGUGAACAAUGCACCACUACUCUCCUCCAAGUUAAUACUUUCCAGGAUAAUAAGUGUACCCACUUACAUGGAUCAUCUGGUAUGUAUUAAAAGACGUCCUAGGAUAAUGGAGACGGGUGCAGCUACUUUUAUAGGUAAUUUAAUAUUUAUCGAUUUUCCCUUUUUUCCCGGUAUAACUGUUGAUUUCGACUCCCCAAUGAUUUUAACUGAAGGAGUCGAAAAAUUCUUCAAAAUUCGCCUUCCGAAAAUUCUUCCGGUUUUUUUCGAAAAUUCGAAGUUUGGAAAGUCGAUAUCUCUUGAUUUAAUUCGACCUUUUUCUUUUUAGAAUUUUCUCUAACGCUCACAGAUUUUGUUCUAUACAAUUUUUAUUAUUUUUACUAUUUUAAUUAAAUAGUUGAUUAUGUACUUUGUAUAUUUUUUUAUUAAUGAAAAUAAAAUACCACAUAGGUAGGUACUAUUGUAAUUAGUUUUAAUUAAAUAUGUUUUGUUUAUACGACUUUAUAAAUGUUUCUUAUUACUACAUAAUUAUAUUAUUAUGAUGCCUUUCUUUGAAACAAUUUUUCGAAGACGUAUUUUUGUAAUAUUAUAGAUUAUAAUUAUUAUUAUGAGUAUUAAAAGGUACCCAUAUUCCAGGCUCUUAGAACUAUAACAUUUUGUAGACACAUACUCAAACACGGUAAAUACAAGACGAAUACCUUUUUGAAUUGUGAUAACAGAUAAUAUGUUUUGUAGAAGACGACCACGUAAUUGUUUUAGAUUUUCUGUACAAUAUUGAUGCUACUAUACCAGAUAAAUAUUAUAUUAUAAUAGAAAUAGUAUAACACGAAUGUAAAUCAGAAGGUUAUUAUGGAAAACAUUAAUAAUAGAAUACGAUUGUAAUUUAUAUUUGUUGGUAAUUUUGAAGUAUCGUGGACACUAAAUAAUAAGUUACCUAUACUCUGUCUAACCAGAGAACGCGCCGGUUCUGCUCAUUGCCGAGGUCACGCUAUCGGUUGUUUUCGGUGUAAAUGGGAACACUAUAAAAUGGCUACAUGAGGAGAUGCAUGAACUCGGAUUAAUUUUGGUCGGCGCGUUCUCUCGUUGAAUAAAGUAUACUUAUAUUGAUAUAAGUAUUGGAAUUAUAUUACGUGAAUACAUUAUAUGAUGAGUAACCAAUCAUCACUCUUUUUUGGCUAUAAUAAAAAAAAUGCCCACGGUCAAUUCUGUUAGAAAAAAAAUAUUCUCGAUGUAAAGUAUUCUCGUUAUUUUUUAUUAUUAAAACUGUAACAGAAGAAAAAAAGUAAUUCAAAUAGUACCUAUAUAAUAUUUUAUUUUCGUUAAUAAAAAAAAUACACAAGGUAUCUAAUCAACUAGAUGAUUAAAAUAGUAAAAAAAUAUGUAUAGAACAAAAUGUAUAAGCAUUAGGGAAAAUUCUAAAAAGGAAAAAGUCGAAGUAACCAAAAGAUCGACUUUCCACCAGGGUGUUGAAAAAACCCGGAAGAAUUUUUCAACUCCUCGACAAUCUCGACGAUCACUGAGAUGGAGUUGAAAUCAACAGUGACAUCGGUUUUUCACAUCUGCUGGCAAAACUCUUUGAAAAAUCGAAAAAUGGCCUCCUUUAGUACCUUCAUAAUCAGAUUUACUUUCAGAAAAAGUGCUAUCAUUGUAAAUCGGAACAAAAUUGUUGGUAUAGAAAAGUUGUAUAUAUAUAAAAAAAUAUUAUUAUUACUAAUAUCUACAUUUCGUAUAUUUUCCGUUUCACCGACAUUUUAUCCAGGUUUUUCUCAAAUAUGAUAACCACUUGUAAAAUCAAAAAAUUACCCUCCUAAAGUACCAAGGAGAUAUAUUACCUAACAGAAAAUAAUCUAAAUUUGAUAUAUCGCAGAAAGAUUUCUGGUAUAAAAGUUUGAAAAACAAAUUGAGGGGUAUUUUACGAUUAAAAUGUCCAAGCGAGCUUAAGUCUCCAGGCACAUUCAAAAUGUAUUUGUUUUUGUCCUUGUUUAGGUAAAAGGGGGAAAAAAUGCAAACGAUUUUGUUCAAAAUCCGGGUUUAAGAACUCACGUCUCCUAGGAUGACACUAGGUAUGUAUAUCCAUUCGGCUACGACAGACAUAUUCGAGAGUAGACAGUAUAAAAUUAUUUAAUAUAACAUAUAAUAUCCGCAUAUCAGAACUUCAAAAAGCUAUAAUUUCGAACCUUAGUCAGUCCACUCCAUUCUGACUUCACUAUCGUUUUUAAAUCGACAAUAUACAUAUGCUCAAAACAAAAAAUUGAAAAAUUAAAUUUGUUCCAUAUAAUUUUUUACUCGAACGAUUUUCAUCAAAAUUUGAUAUUAAAAUUCCUUCAUAAAAAAAAAAAUACUACAUUGAACUCAAUUUAUUUUUUUAUCACAGUUUAAGACUUUUAAUGAACCUCCUGUAAAAUUUGCAAGCAUUUCUAUUAAAUCUAACAAUUUUACCACACAGUACCUGACGAAUAAAAAUUACGUAUAAAAUUCGCAAAAUUAAAAUUUCUAUAAAUAGCCCAAAAAUGGCUUAAAUUAUUUGAAAUUUUUACCGCGUCUAGAAAAGGCAAAUAUAAGUUUUUGGUUUAGAUUUCAAGGCUACAAAAUCGAUAGGAAUAUUAUUAACUGAAUUACAACAAAUUACAUAUUUAAAAAAUAAUAUAAGCAUUAUUUUUGUACAUUUCCCGUUUUUCUAAUAUUUUAUCCUGGUUUUUCCUAGAUAUAUGAAAACCACAUGGAAAAUCUAAAAUUUAUCUCCCAAAAGUACCAUUUGGACAACAUUCCCUUUCAGAAAUGGUGCCGCGCGUACAAAUAGUAUAUAAAAAAAAGAAAAACAUCUUAGUUAACCCAAUAUAUUCUUCGCUACACUCAGAAUCUAAAAUUAAUGUCUGUCUGUAUGUAUGUUCUUUAUAGACUCAAAAACUACUGGAUCGGAAAAAAUAUAAUAUUUACUUUGUUACCAAGGUAAUUUAAUAAACAAAAAUUAUACCAUAAAAUACCAAAAUAUUUGUCAGCUAUCAUUUAGGGGUUGAAUUUUAUAAAUUUCAAUAGCUAUAAAUCUUUUCCGAGCCACGGGAAACAUUUUGCAAAAAACCCCGUUAAAAUCGGUCCAGCAGUUUUUGAAUCUUUAAAGAACAUUCGGACAGACAGACAUUCAUUUAUAUAUAUGUAUAUAGAUUGAUUCAAUUUUGUUGCUAACUAAUUUUUUUUUUUUAACAGAGAUCGGAUUGGUACGAUAAUCAUAUGACUACGUGCAAACAGGAAAUGCGAAAAAUAAAACGGCCAAAUAAUCAAUAA
Molecule: messenger RNA, 10217 nt
Organism: Cinara cedri
Lineage: Eukaryota; Metazoa; Arthropoda; Insecta; Hemiptera; Aphididae
Source: the annotation of a GenBank genome assembly